CUGACUCAGUCUGAACUGAACCGUAGGACUGAGCACUCUUCGUGAGAUGGAAGUUUAAUAGUGUUGUGUGUAGUGUAUAUAUAUAUAGUGAUAAUACUUCCUUGUUGAAUAUGGUUUAAGCUUCGGUUACAGUUGCUCCAGGCUCCUGAAUUCUAGGCCCAGAAGUGUGCAGUUGUGCACGAUGUGGCGCCUCUGUAUCCUUGUACUGUUCUGCACAGAGCAGUACACUUCCCACCCCGUCACAGAACAUAUAUCACAUAAAGAGGUGACUGAACAUUUUGCUAAAACAAAACCCGGUGAAAUAGUUCGAAUUCCUGCAUCUGUCUUCACUAAUAUUCAGGCCGACGAAGAGUUUGAUUUUGAUGUAACAGUGACCCCUUCUGUUGCGCGUUUACAACUUUCAGCUGAUCAACAGCUGAACAAAUCCUCUAAUCUAGAAAGCAAAUCCGCAACCAGUGUACCCGUGAUCAGAGCAAAUCGUGAUGAUAAUGGAACUUCAAGCGUUCUUGUCAAUACAGACUUGGCACAGGAAGAUGAUUUGUCGGAGCAAUUAGAAAAUCAAAGUGAUUUAUAUGAUAAACUCUUUCAUGCAUUCGACGGAGGGAUCGUUAGUUACUUUGAGAACACGACCAACAAUCCACUAGAAAACCUCAAGGAUUUUUCAACGUGGAAACCAGUAGAGCAGCAGGAUGUUGAUUACUACGGUGAACUAGAGAACAGUGUGCAGGGAAAUGAGUUUAAUCUUUACGAUCAACUGGCUGUUGAAUCCGGUUCAGAAAUGAUUCAUCAUACAAUUCUACCAACUCAUCUUCAAACAGAGGCGAGCAUAGCAGUAGAGGAAUCUAACGAUGAAUUGAGUCCAGUAGAGGAAUCUAUCCAGGAAGGGAGCUCGAAGAAGGAGUCUACGGAAACCCCCCUGGGAGAGAGAGAAGAAAAGGAUAUUGGAGAUAUAUAUUUAGUAAAGAUGUCCACUGCUAGCUCUCAGUCUGAGGUGGAGACAAGGAUAAGGAUUAGUCCUACCGAACCUACUUCAGUUAAUGAAGAACCAGAGGCGAAACCUAAUCCAUCAGAGAACGAAGGACAUGAUUCUACUAAAGAAGAAGACCCAGUUCAGAAGCCUUUUGCUGAACCUAGAAAUGGGGAUAUAGAAGCAAUUGCUCAGACUGGUUUAGGAUUUACUGAAGCGUCUGAGGAGGUUUAUACUCCGGGUACUCUCUCAAUAGUAGAGAUACAUCCCACCAGUACUCCAGGUUACGGGGACAGUGCAUCGUUGAGCCUUGAGGAGACGUUUACAAUUAAGUUUGAGGAGGUUCAGGAUCCCUCCCUGCUUCCUCGUGAUUUCCAGAGUAAUGCAGAGGAUGAGUUUUAUCCAGAGUAUACGGAACCUGAACCAGAAGUUUACCCAGAGAUUAAAGAACCUGAACCUGAAUCCGAACCCGAACCUGCCUCCGAACCUGCAUCCGAACAUGCCUCCGAACCUGCCCCCAAAUCUGCCUCCGAACCGGAACCUACCUCUGAGCCCGAACCUGAACCCGAAUCCGAUCAUGAUCUCUAUGGUAACCAUGAGUUUGAAGUUGACGAAGAAGAAUAUUUCCAAUCCGGGUCUGAGUUUACUACGGAUGAAGAUGAAGGUUCAGAAACUCAUCUUCAUGAGAGUCUUCAGUCUGGAUUCUCCAGGCAGGGUCUGGACUGGGAGGGGGAGCAGGAGGUUGCCGGAAUCCUCAGCUCCGACCUCUACGAAGUUGUAACCUCUAAUUCAGAGAUCCUCGAGGCCCAGGGAUCGUUAGAACUGGAGUCUGAGGAGGAGGAUGUUAAAACUGAUCAUUUCUUCGAUCCUCAUGUUCAGGGUGGGUUGGAGGAAGCACGGGAGAUGUUUAUCCAUGAACUUGAGAAGAAAUAUGAGAUCAACCUGGACAACGUGGAGGACAGGAAGUUCGAGAAUAUAAUGGAGCACCCUAUGCAUGAGGAAAACCAUGUCCACCUAUCCCUCUCCAAUCCCCUUAUCACCCUUAUGGACGUGCAACCUCAUUCUAUGCGGUUAAUGAUUAAACCUAAGGAAAUGCAUCCAAAAACCACGAUAAAGAUUCUUUAUGAACGAGUUCCUCGAAAUAAACCUCCACUAAUGCAUCAUCUGGAUGAUCCCGUUGUUGAAUCGUUUAUAAUGCUAAACCAGGCCAGCCAGGAGUAUGGGUUGGACAACCUGCCAAUGGGAAAGUAUAUUGUGUGUGCUGAAGCUUCUGUAGAUUUAAAUAUUUUUCAAACAAACUGCUUUGAAACCUUGGUCGAGAGACUUGACAAUAACAAACUUCAGUCCGGAGUCAUUGCCGUGAUUGCUGUUGCUAUACUGAUUGUCGUCUUCUUUAUUCUCUUUGCAAUCUAUCACAGGAUAAACAACAUCAGAAAACAAAGGAAGGAAAAAGAAUUAGCGUUAAAAGUUGAGAAACUAGCAGCAAAAGAAGCUCAGAUGAAAUCAUCCAACUCAGCUUUAGCCGUCUCUUUCGAUAGCGGACCAUUUGAGGAAAGAUGUAUCAUGUGACCACCAUGGGUCUCUAAAUCUCGGCUGACUCUAUCAGAACAGCUGACCCUAUCUAAACAGCUAACUUAAUCAGAACAGCUGACCUUAUCGAAAUAGCUGCCCCAUCAGAACAGCUGACCAUAUCUUAAAGCUUAAUUCAUCCGAACAGCUGACCCUAUCCAAAUUCCAAACAGCUGAAAGCUAAAAACUGGAAUAAGAAAGACGACAUUCCCUGACUGUCUGUGAUAAACUAUGAUAGAUUCUCUUGUAUAACUACUACAGUGGUCGGCGUUUAUAUCACAACAAUAAAGACGACUUUUCUAUUCAAGUUUUGAUUUCCUACAAGCUUUUUUCAAAUUAAAGGUUUGCAAGUAAACUUAGAGAAGCUGUUAAAUGACAGCUUAUCUUUAUUUCCAUGAUUAUGUGCAUCCAUCAUACUGUUUGAAUUCUUGGUUAAAAUAAAAAUGAAAUUGAAAGUCGUCUUCUUUGUGUUGAAAUAUACGACGAUGACUAUAGACUAACAAUAUUUCUAAAAUAUUCAGAAAUAGAAACUUCUGGAAUAAUUGAAUUUUAUAUCCAUGUAUUUAUUACUCGAACCUCUGUAUUUACUUAUAUUUUAGAACAAAAUAUUGCACGAUUUACCGAUUAUUAAAGAACUAUUUAAACAAAUUCUAAAACAUCUUAAAAUUUAGUUGAUUGUUGUUUAAAAAGUUGUAAACAAUUUCCUGUAAGAUAUUUGACGUUCAUUAAACGAAUAGCAAAUUCAAAAAAAUCAAUUUAUUUUGACGAAAUCUGUCCCAAAAACGUAAAAUGGGUGAUUGACACAAGAUUAAAAAUAGUUUUUUUUUGUAAUCUUAAAUUUUUGAUU
Molecule: messenger RNA, 3383 nt
Organism: Eurytemora carolleeae
Lineage: Eukaryota; Metazoa; Arthropoda; Copepoda; Calanoida; Temoridae
Exons: 15
Coding region: 182-2536 (784 amino acids)
Source: RefSeq, a predicted model, not a curated record